Molecule: messenger RNA, 4073 nt
Organism: Salvelinus fontinalis (brook trout)
Lineage: Eukaryota; Metazoa; Chordata; Actinopteri; Salmoniformes; Salmonidae
Product: stromal cell-derived factor 2-like
Exons: 3
Coding region: 69-743 (224 amino acids)
Source: RefSeq, a predicted model, not a curated record
UGUACCAUUUCGAUGACGUAGAAUAAACUAAUAUCAGUCGUUGAUUUUAUUGGCAGCGGAGAGCUAUAAUGGAUAAACGCACUGGCCCAACACACUUUUUAUUUCGCUUUUUCUUAUUAUCAUGUUUAUUUGGGCUAUCGCUCGCAACGGAACUCAGCUUUGUGACUUGCGGCUCGGUUGUGAAGCUGUUAAACGUAAAGCACAAUGUCAGACUGCACUCUCACGACGUGCGCUACGGCUCUGGUAGCGGGCAGCAGUCAGUGACAGGGGUAACCACACUGGAGGACAGCAACAGUUACUGGAGUGUACGGGGCACCAGCGGAACCCUAUGUCACCGGGGGACUCCUGUUAAGUGUGGACAGACCAUCCGCCUCACCCACCUCAACACCGGACGCAACCUGCACAGCCACUACUUCGCUUCUCCGCUGUCCUCCAACCAGGAGGUGAGUGCGUUUGGUGAGGAGGGAGAGGGGGACCACCUGGAUGAGUGGACGGUGCAGUGCGGAGGGUUGGUGUGGGAGCGCGAGGAGGCCGUCCGCUUCCAGCAUGCCUCCACUGAUACGUUGCUAUCUGUUACGGGGGAGCAGUACGGCCGGCCCAUCCACGGGCAUAGGGAGGUGCACGCUAUGACGGGCCCCAGCCAGCACAGCCUGUGGAGGGCCAUGGAGGGGGUGUUUAUGAAGCCCAGUGAAAGCCCACUAGGGAACAUGGACUACAGCCAUCCUCUACACACAGAGUUCUAAUUCUCCAUCAACCUGUUACCUGACCCAGCUAUCGAACUAGUCGGUGUUUCUUCAUCCUGUUCCUGGGGACCCGAAAGCUGUGUUUUAGUUUUUGCCUUAGCACUACACACCUGAUUUUUAAAAUCAUCAAAGCUUGAUGAUGACUUGAUAAUUUGAGUCAGCUGUGUAGUCAGGGCUCAAAACGCAACCCUUUGACUUGGUAGUGCGACACCAAUUUUAAUUGAUCGUUAGGGUGCCAGUGAUUUUAUAUAUUUUUUUGGUCUGGUCACGUUAGUUUUUGGUUCACAAUUAGCUUUCUUUUAUUAUUAUCAAGAAUUAUUCAAACAGCAAUGUGUAUGCAUGCAACAAUGGGUAUGCAGACCAGGUAUUCAAAAAGUUUAGUCCGAAGUCUUGAUUGAAUCUUUGCGAUGCGCAAUUCAGUCAUCAUGCGCAGUUUGAAUGAGCAUUUCUAAAGGCUAUCACAAAAAAACCUUCCCAAUUAAAUUACUGCAAAUGAAGCCUACCUGGCAGAAUGAUAUCAUGAUGAUUUGAUUCAAUCAUGGGGCAUUUGUUUUGCAAAUGGACUGCCAUCACAUGUAGCCUACACUGUGCAGUACAAAAACACUGCUAGCCAAACACAAGGGUCUCUUGCUAAGUGUGUAGUUUAAUUAAAAGGCAACUACACCCAGACCUCAAAAGGGGUUUAAGCAUUGUUGUGAACUUGUAACAUCCCAACAUAUAAAAAAAAAAAGGUGUGAUUUGAGUGUGAACCUGAAGAAGAAAAACCUAGGAGAACUCAAAAACCCGGAGAGAAAAAAAAAUCGUGAAAACAGAAUUUACCAAAAGAUAAAACAGAUUUUAUAGGCCUUACAACUGUAGUGUGACUGUUUAACAUAGCGAACAUGUAUGAACGUGUAUGGAGGGUAGGUCAUUAUAGGAUAUAGGCUACUUGCUCAGCCCGCAAAUUAUAGAACAUUCCAAUGAUGUGCGCAUCAUCCACUCUCUCGGGCCAGUAUUCUUUUCCAUUCAGGUUAGUAGCUUUCAGUUGGCACUGGCCUGGUGUGCCACUGGCAAAUGUACCUGAAUGUCAAGCCCUGCAAGGGCAUGCUAAUUUAAAAGAUGACCAGUCAUUAUUAGCCUGGUUCUGUAUGGAAUGCAGGUACAUUACGGAACACAGGUCAGGUCACUACCAAUUCUUUUUUUGAAAAAUUGGUUUGACCAAGUCAUGUGCCGGUGACAUCAACUGAAAAAGUUAGUCUAGAGUGCUGGUAGUGCUAGGGCAAAACAAAAAUGUUCACCCCUUAGGGUCCAUAGGACCAGGAUUAAGAAAUACUGCUCUAUAGCAUUUACUUCCUUUUCUCUCUCCUACCCUCUCUCGCCUGCUCUCUCCCACCCAGAGUUCUGAUAUACACUACUUUGGCCUCUCCAGACUCGCUUGAGGUUUUCACUACCUGCCUUCUUUGCCCCCUUUCUGUUUUCCCGCUCUGGGGUGAAGUUUCCCCUAGGUAGGGCUCUAUGAUCAGCUUGCCCUCCUUAAAUCCUGACCUUCACCAUUAGUUGCAGAAAUGCUAAACUAACCCAGGACCAGUGUCUACUUCACCCAGGAUCUAUUUUACCCACCUCUAUUCUUGUCUGCCAACCUGUUUCUCCUCCCUCUGUUUCGAGGACACAGUCCGGCAUAAGUGCCACAGUGGAUGUUCUCUGAUCUAGGGGUCGCCAGGACAACAUCAGAACUGUUCCUGACCAAUCAAAACAAAUCACUGUCACAUGACUUCACCUGCUCUUUGACCUGUCGGUCACAGAUCAACAGCUGGGAACAGACUAUUUUGAUACACUAAACCAUGGGUGUCAAAUUCAAUCUAUGGAGGGCCUAGUGUCAGCGGGUUUUUGGUUUUUCUUUUCAAUUAAGACCUCGACAACCAGGUGAGGGGAGUUCUUUACUAAUUAGGGACCUUUAAUUCAUCAAUCAAGUACAGGGAAGGAGCAAAAACCCAGACACUCAGCCCUCCGUGGAAUGAGUUUGACACGUGCACUAAACCAACCAAAAAGGCUACAACAGGAUGUAGUGAAGGCCCUCUUCCCACACCUCCCAAUAUGUCACUUCAACAUAGACAGCAAAAUGAAUGUCAGUCUCCAGAAAUACUGCCCAAAGCCACCAGAACAAAAACGAGUGCUUUUAUUGUUCAGAAUAUAGACAUACUCCAUAUUUUAGAGGACACUAUAAGGAGUAUGACACCGAGAUGUCCAUACAGUUCACGAUCAUAGGGUCUUACAGGAGGGAUCUUUUUAAAAAGGGAAUAAAAUGGCCCUUCUAUCAUUAUUUUAUCAAAAAUGGUUUGUGAUGCAUGGAAAAAGCAUUUAAAACAUGUAUUUCCUUCCUGAAUUUUCUAUGGGAGAAUUGCCAGAACAAUCUGAGAUGGACAAAAUAUUUUCCGCUCCCACACGUGGAACCACCCUACUGUCUCAAAGACUGUGUGCUGCCCAUGAUGUGUUAAAAAAUAGAAAGGAAUACAGUAUACAUUACUUUAUUGCUCCUCUGACAAAUUAAUGUCAUAUGAUCAACAAUGGACACUGUACGGACAAUAGUCCAUAUAAAAUUUGCAGGUCUGUGUUGAUUACAAGUCCCAACGAUUUGUGUACAAAAUUGAGUGCAAUGGAACAGUUCUAAGUAAAGGCCAUGUUUAUUUGAAGAACAAGCCUUGUUUUUAGUCUGAUUGUAGAUGGACAAACAGGAUUGUUACGGUGCCUUUAUAACAUGAUAUAGUUUCUCGUACUAUUCAUAUAAGUGUAUCAUUAAAGAGGAAGGAGCACUUUUCUGUUUUAAAUACACAUUUUUAUAGCAGACUGUCUCUUCCCACGGUUACAACACCCCUUGCCUUCUUUACGACAAACAAGCAAGUGUUUUUUUUUAUUUGACUUUCGAUUCCAGUUUAAUUCAAUACAGUAUUACAUCUCUCUUCCAUUGACUAAGCUGAAACAUAAAGUGUAUCAGCUUUCUGUGUCCAGUACAGUAUUAUUUGUCAGCCAUAAGGGACAAUUGCAUUCUGUCAGUUCAGUAUGUGAACUGGAAUUCUGAAUUAAAGUGCCUUUGAAAACGAAUGGCACUUUUCCUAUUCUAGAAUGGAAUUUCUCAAUUCAACUUCUAGAACUGAAAGAAUUGUAUUGGAAUUGACCCCAGCCCUGCUGUCCGUGUCCAAGGAGUUGACAGCAACACCCUGUCUUGUCUGACAUAGAGAACUUUGUAGGAACCAUCAGCUGUCUUGAGUGUUCAUCCCAACAGCUAUGUUUUCAGGAGAUUUGUACAUGAUGAAACACAAUCGAUACCUCAAUUAAAUGGAUGUUUUGUGCAAA